GCAAGCCACGUGCCUGCGGGUGCCCAGCUCCAGGCCAAUGGACAGUGAGGACAGCCCCACCCAUCCCCUUAGGGAAGGCCAGGAUCUGCCUAGGCCCAGGAGGGUGCCCACUGCUGCUGCCCACCCGGUUUUUGUUUGCUCCCAAGACCUGGGCCUUUGGCCACUUGUUCUGUUUGUAAAGUGCCGGCAGGAGAGCCAAAGGGAACUGGGAUCACUCCUGGGAGAGAAGUGAUAUGGGGACUGCAGGUGGGAGCAAGCAGUGGUGCUGGGAGCACCUGGGGGCACCUGUCAGGAAAAGGGAGACAUGUGGGUGCUGCUCCCCAGUCCCCUCCCCCCCCACACCCAGCAGGAGCCCCCAUGUCCCACUGAAGGUGACUGGCUUGGAGGCAGGCAGAGACAAUGCCAUUCUUGUACUUCAAAGACGAAAGCUGUGGCCCUUGACUCCUCCAGCUCCCUGAAAAAAACCUUUUCCCCUCAGGGCUGAGCAGUUUUGGGGAGCGUCAAAGACACUGACCAGGGUCAGUGGGACUCUCCCUAAGGACCCAUGUAGGUCAGAGGAGGAAGGUGGCCUCCUGGGGUAAGGAAGUGACUUAUCCAAGGUCGCUUAGCCAGUAGUAAACUGACUCUGGGGUGAUUUGAGGGAGGGAGACCCAGCUGUCCCAAAGCAGGUUCCCAGUAGAGGCCAUCUGCGCUGCUGUGGAAUCUGCCCCUGGGCGAGGCCUUGUCUCUCCCUCCCAAGGCCAGAAUGUUUAUUGGGCCCCUACUGCAUGUCAGCCCUUGUGCCCCACAUGCUCUCAUUCACCGUCACCACAGCCGAGGGAUUAUCCCGCGCUGUAGACCAGGUGCUGUAGACCGGGAACGAGGCUCAGAGAUGAGAUGGUAUGUUUGAAGUCACAGGGAGUGCGGGCUCAAAGUCAAGCCUGGCUGGCUCCAGAGCCCAGCUCUUGCCCACCCUGCUCUGUCUCCACUGGCUCCAGACCCACCCACACAAUGUUAGGGCUGAGGGGCUGAGCUCUUGGGACUUCCACUUUCAUCCAAUGCCUUGUACAGCUGAGGAGACCCUUGCACAGACAGAAGGGACUGGCUCAAGGUCAUUCAGCAAGAUAGCAGCAGACCUGGGACUCAAGCAGACCUCCUCACUCUACCAGCCUAGGGGGUGCUGUUUGGAGGGGCCAGAAAAGAUGGGGAGCCCUGAGGACGACCUAAUCGGGAUCCCGUUCCCAGACCACAGCAGUGAGCUCCUGAGCUGCCUCAAUGAACAGCGCCAGCUGGGCCACCUCUGCGACCUCACCAUCCGGACGCAGGGCCUUGAAUACCGCACCCACCGUGCUGUGCUGGCCGCCUGCAGCCACUACUUCAAGAAGCUCUUCACUGAGGGCGGUGGCGGAGCCCUCAUGGGGGCUGGGGGCGGCAGUACAGCCGCUGGGGGAGCAGGCACUGGCGUGUGCGAGCUGGACUUUGUGGGGCCGGAGGCGCUGGGUGCCCUGCUCGAGUUUGCCUACACGGCCACACUGACCACCAGCAGCGCCAACAUGCCUGCGGUGCUGCAGGCCGCACGGCUGCUGGAGAUCCCGUGUGUGAUCGCAGCCUGCAUGGAGAUCCUGCAGGGCAGUGGGCUAGAAGCUCCCAGCCCUGAUGAGGACGACUGCGAGCGAGCCCGCCAGUACCUGGAGGCCUUCGCCACGGCCACAGCCUCAGCCUCUGGGGUGCCCAACGGUGAAGACAGCCCGCCGCAGGUGCCCCUCCCGCCCCCGCCCCCGCCCCUGCCCCGGCCAGUGGCCCGCCGCAGCCGCAAGCCCCGGAAAGCUUUCCUGCAGACCAAGGGGGCCCGGGCAAACCACUUAGUGCCCGAAGCCCCCACCGUGCCCGCCCCCCACCCCCUGACCUACGAGGAGGACGAGGUGGCCGGCAGAGUGGGCAGCAACACGGGCAGCGGGCUGGGGGAGAGCUACAGCCCCCCAGCAGGGACUGCUUCCCCCCCGGAGGGGCCCCUGACUUACGAGGCCUAUGAGGGUGAGGAAGAAGAAGAGGAGCUGGUGUACCCUUCUGCCUAUGGGAUGAUGGCACAGGGAGGUGGGCCCCCGCUGUCCCCCGAGGAGCUGGGCUCAGAUGAGGAUGCCAUCGAUCCUGACCUAAUGGCCUACCUAAGCUCACUGCACCAGGACGCCCUGGCACCGGGCCUAGACGGCCAGGACAAGCUGGUGCGCAAACGCCGCUCCCAGAUGCCCCAGGAGUGUCCAGUCUGCCACAAGAUCAUCCAUGGGGCAGGGAAGCUGCCACGCCACAUGAGGACCCACACGGGGGAGAAGCCCUUCGCCUGUGAAGUGUGCGGUGUCCGCUUCACCCGGAAUGACAAGCUGAAGAUCCACAUGCGGAAGCACACGGGAGAGCGCCCCUACUCGUGCCCGCACUGCCCAGCCCGCUUCCUGCACAGCUAUGACCUCAAGAACCACAUGCACCUGCACACGGGGGACCGGCCCUAUGAGUGCCACCUGUGCCACAAGGCUUUCGCCAAGGAGGACCACCUGCAGCGCCACCUCAAGGGCCAGAACUGCCUGGAGGUGCGCACCCGGAGGCGCCGCAAGGACGAUGCGCCACCCCACUACCCUCCGCCCUCUGCCACCGCCCCCUCCCCUGCUGGCCUCGACCUCUCCAAUGGCCACUUGGACACCUUCCGCCUCUCUCUGGCUCGAUUCUGGGAGCAGUCAGCUCCGACUGGGCCCCCUGUCUCCACCCUGGGGCACCCUGAUGAGGAGGAAGAGGAGGGGGCACCCAGUACGCCUCAGGCUGAAGGGGCCAUGGAGUCCUCUUAAAGAGGGCAGAGCGGCCCGGCUGGAGCAGUGAGGCGCCCAUGCCAAGCAGUGGGAGCAUGCGGGACACACAGAGCUGUGGUCAGGGCGCUGGGCCUCCCUGGCCUCAGAAAUCCACCCCUUCCCCCCAGAGCCCUCAUUCCAGUUCCAAGCUGCGAAGGUUGUUGGGUCAGGCCCCCCAGAUUGGGGUGAUCUCCCUCCCGAGGAGUGAUACGGGAUAGUACAUAUUUACAGCUCUAUCGUCAAGGUGGGGUCCCUGUACCCGACUGCUCCUGGGGAGUAGAAGCAAUAAUGUAUUUCUGACUUGUGGUGUCCCUCUUCGGCUAUGCGGGUUUCAAGGGGUUGGGGGGUUCGGGACCAAAGCCUCACCCCGCCCCCACGCCCCCAGGGGUUUUGGCUGUGUCGGGGGUGAAGGGCCGCCCCUCCCUUCCCUUCCGAGACCCCCCUUCCUGGUUUCUGUUCUCUUUUCCUGGCAGUGAAUUAUGCAAAGGGGACCGGUGAAGGAAGGGUAGGUGGGGGAAGGCGAGGGAGAAGCUGGAAAGCCUGGGGGACUGGGCCCGCAGGAAGGAGCCCUCCUCGCCCCCCCCACCUCACCCCUCCCCACCCCCCGCCGGGCUCCGAGCGCUGAGUCACGGGGUCCUGACGGAGAGGGGGCGGGGUGGCCUGAGCGGCUCGCCCGCCCCUGGGGGCAGCGGGAGGGGCCCGCUCCGCUCGGCUCCCCGCCCUGUCCCUGCCCUCCCCUCCCGCGUCCCCGGGCAGGGAAUGUCUUGUUCCCGCCGCUCCCUCCCCGGGGCCAGAGGGCAGGGCGGGCCGGGUGGCUCCUGCCCUGCUCUCCUCCCUCCCAGGUGCGAGCCGCAGCCGCCGCCGGGCCGCCCCUGACUCACGCCGCCCCCGGGCUGGCGCGGCGCGGGCUGGGGGACGGGGUGAGGGGCGGAGGGCGGACGGGCGCCCCCUGGCGGCCACUCGGGCGAGCGGCGGGCGCCCCUCUGGGAAGCGCAGCCCAGGCCCGGCCCCCGACCGCCCCUUGGGUCCCGGAGAGGAAUCCGCCCCCCUCCCUUAGGACUGAGUACACCCCGGUUCUGUACAUAGCCUCUUCUGUCGGUCUUGUUGAAAUCUAGUUUCAGAUUUUUAACUACCCAAUUCUGCUGGGGUUGGGGGUAUCUGCCCCCCUCCCUCGCUGGGUGCUGCCCCCCCCCCCGUGGUGGCCUGGGCUCUGCCUUGCACUAUCCCCCUCCCCGGCCUGGCGGCCCCUCCCCCUCCUUAGCAGGGGCAGGCUAAGGGGCCCGGUGCUCUCCCUUCCUCCCAUGCACCCUCAUGCCCAUUUGCACAGCUGCCCAGGUGCCCCCAAUAGUGAGGGGGGCGUCACAGGGAGGGGGUAGCGGGACCAGUCCCUGUAUCUAUUUAAAAAGUGAUGAUGUAAUAUAUUGGGGUUGGGGGAGGUCCAGUUGCCCUGGGCCUCAUCUUAGCAUUUCAGGGGCUGGGGGAGCCUGGGGCUGGGGAGACCAGGGGCCUAGCCCCACAGAGUGAGGACAAUGUGACCUCCCCCUCUCCCCUUGCGGCUUCUCCACUCAGUGCCUUAGGGGGAGAGGCGAUUCCCCCCUCUCCUCUUCCCUCCUCUCCUCUGCCCCCACCUUGGGUGUAAGCGACAGGAAGAAAUAAUAAUAAUUUAAGAUUCACA
Molecule: messenger RNA, 4488 nt
Organism: Nyctereutes procyonoides (raccoon dog)
Lineage: Eukaryota; Metazoa; Chordata; Mammalia; Carnivora; Canidae
Gene: ZBTB7B
Product: zinc finger and BTB domain containing 7B
Exons: 3
Coding region: 882-2813 (643 amino acids)
Biological process (GO): regulation of transcription by RNA polymerase II; positive regulation of gene expression
Molecular function (GO): RNA polymerase II cis-regulatory region sequence-specific DNA binding; protein binding; DNA-binding transcription factor activity, RNA polymerase II-specific
Source: RefSeq, a predicted model, not a curated record